AGAUUCUCUUCGAGAACUCUUCGUUUUUACUCGACGGUCCCACUCUUCAAAAAACUCAACAUAACGUUACUUUAGUUUCCUCAAGGCGUUGCUGACUCUUUACCAUUAUCGUUCGGCUUCCAUCGAAAACACCCAUCAAAAUAAGAAAAAAAAUGCAGCACAUUGUCGUCUUCAAGUUCGACCCUGCGAAGUUUGAGGCGGAGUUCCCCGGCAACGCUCUUCAGGAAGGCGUCGAGUCGCUUCGCAAGGCGGCCAUUCCUGGACUUCUGGAAAUCAACAUGGGCGCGAAGAACAUCACGGCGUGGGAGGGUUACCAGGAUGCCACACAUGGUUACACGCACGCGCUAGUCUCGCGUCACAAGGAUGCAGCGUCGCUGCACAUUUACGCCGACCACCCCGUCCACAAGGCACUGCAAGCACGCUUCAUCAAGUGUGUUGCUGCGCCGCCGCUGCGGAUGGAGCUGGAUGUGUACCCUGCCAAUCUCUAG
Leptomonas pyrrhocoris is the source of this 488-nucleotide messenger RNA. RefSeq lists its product as hypothetical. The transcript has a single exon. Lineage: Eukaryota; Euglenozoa; Kinetoplastea; Trypanosomatida; Trypanosomatidae. The record is from RefSeq and is a predicted model, not a curated record. The coding region runs from base 153 to 488 and encodes 111 amino acids.